This is a messenger RNA of Mytilus trossulus (common blue mussel), 5020 nucleotides long. RefSeq lists its product as uncharacterized. Bases 47 to 2332 code for a protein of 761 amino acids. Gene Ontology annotation, biological process: meiotic cell cycle; male meiosis I; female meiosis I. The record is from RefSeq and is a predicted model, not a curated record. Gene Ontology annotation, cellular component: cytoplasm; nucleus. Lineage: Eukaryota; Metazoa; Mollusca; Bivalvia; Mytilida; Mytilidae. The transcript is spliced from 9 exons.
UUCCGAAUGCUCUAAUUAGCAUACACACAGCAACAAUGAGAAGUAAAUGGCGCAACCAAGUCUAACAGUAGGGAAAAACCAGGAAAAUGCAAUAAGAGAAUCGAUGAAAACUAAUGGAAACAUUCAAUUUGGUCUGCAGGUUCCAGACCAUUUUGCAAGUUCAGAUUUAAUGAAAUCAACAGAAGAAAGUAGGUCAUUGAAUUUCAAUUUUCUUGGACCAAACCAGUCAAGUUUUGACGAGACACACAGAAAUGGACAGGUAACAGAUAACAACAGUGAAGAUCCAACUGCUGGCAGGGAUGGACCACAACCUGUUGAUUUUAGUCUUUUCUGGAGUGAUGUUAAUGCUAAUACCAUCAAAAACAACAGACAACAUCUUGACUCAGGAUUUUUUGAACCGACAAAUUUCAAUGACAGAUAUUGUAUGAACACCAGUGGAGAUAAAUUUUCUACAUUAGAUGAUAUUGUUUCACAAAUUGUUGAUGAUGAGAAUUCGUUAUACUCAUUUAACCAUAGCUUGGACAAUGCACAACAUACAUAUGGAAUUGAAAGCUCGCCAACCACACCAAGCAGUGCAUGGUCUUCAGGAACUGAUGAUUUUGGUCCUAAAAGUUCAUCAACAAGUUUCAGUUUUUCUGAAGUUUGGGACAGAAGUACAGCUAAUGAUUUACUCAAUCUUUCCAACAAUCCUAACAAUAAUAUCUUUCCUGUUGAAGAUAAAUCUUUCAUAUCAGAAAGUUCCGGUGUUCUGGAAGGGAGCCAGUCUGCACAAUCCAAAGCCUUAGAGAGUUUGAUUCAGGAUUUACAACGCACAGAUCUUUCAGCAUUUGACAAUUUAAAUCAGUUUCCUAUUCAAAGUACAAGGGCACAAGCAAGCAGCACACCUAUUUAUGGUCACACAAAUGAUACAAGACCAGAAAUUCAACAGAAAGCUAGAAGAUCCUUGGUUUUUGGACAAACAGAGCAGUCUAAUAUUGGGCUGCAAUCAUCUCAACCAGGAAUUGAUUUAAAGCACAUGUCUCAAACAUUUCCUAUAAAAUGUUCUUUAUCUCAGGGUGCUGCAGCAUUUCAGACUAGAUCACAAGAUGUGUUCACAAAUACACAGGGAUACCCAGCCUCCUACACAACAAGCAAUACAGCCAUACAAGACCAUGCUUUGUCUGAAACUAAUGGAUUUCAUUCCCGUUUGCAAUCUCAGAAGCAUCAUCCAUAUAGCUCACCAGUUGUCUCAUCAUCACAAAACAAGUCAAGUUUUCGAGAACCUGAAAUAGGGACACCACAUCAUCUAAUGGGUAAUACACAAGAGCUUCGACAGUUGGCAGAGCUUGCUACUAACCAUAACAUUUUGUCUCAUCCCCCUCCAGAACUUCAUCGCCAUGACAGACUUGGAAACUUUGAUCCCCAUAAACUACCACAACCUGACAAUUACAUCCAUGACAUGCUUUUAUCUCCAAUGGUCGAUCACUCAGUAGAUCAUGUCAAUCAGAGAGACCUCAUUUUGACUGAUCAGUAUGGCAAUAUUCCUCCUGCAAUCCAUCCUGCAUUUUUAAAAUACCACAAUCUUGUCAUGCCUCCUGUUCUCAUGCCACAAGGAGCCUUUCCAGCAGCAGAUCCCCUAGAGUAUGUUGCAGUGGACCAAUUUGGAAGGCUGAUACCAGCUUAUUAUAGGCCAGAGAUGUAUUUAGAUUUACAGAAUUACAUGUAUGGUUUUCAUCCUUUGCAUCCAGGUUUAAGAAAUCCAUUGAAGAGAACUGGUCCAUCAAAUGAGUUACAUGUUAAGUUGGAGGAAUGCUAUGAACAGUUCAGGAAUGUUGAGAGAGAAAGGAAAAAGACUGAGGCUGAAUUGGCACGUCAAAAUCCUGGAAAAAGAGUAUCGAGCAUGAAUAAUAUAGUUGUUCCAAGGCUACCAUCCAAUCCCUCCAGAGUUGACAGGCUCAUAGUAGACUCAUUUAAGGAACAUGCAAGGAUUUUAACACUGAUUGAUAAAAUGGAGAGGUUAAGAAAUAUAACAGUUCAUCCUAACAUCCAUUCAGCCAUGGAAAGAUGGCUGGAAGGCAUUAGAAAAGUACAAGCUAGACGAAAGGAAGAGAUUGUUAAUGCCACAAAUCGUCAUAGGAAUGGAGGUCCUAGACAUCAAGAGGACAAAGAUGUUCUUGCUUUAGCAGCAAGUAUAAGUGAAUUGUCAGAAUUAACAAGAAGGGCCAGAACUGCACAAUGGUGUUCCCUCCAGGCAGCUGAUAAGGACAACCCUUGUCUCACUAAAUAUGGAAUAGAUAUACAGUCCUUGACAACAGUCACACAAGGAGAAUCUCCUGGUAAAGAUAAGACAUAGAAAGAAAUAUCAGAGGAAGUCAACAUUUGGCAUUUAUGUGUGAAAUAUUAUGUGAUAGUAGAUAUUAAGUUCAGUCAUAAUCAUGAAAGAUACUGAUCAGAAAAUUAAUAUUAGGUUGUGAUAUUAGAACAUUAGGUGGCCAUUAUUAUUUUAUUUUUGUAAUCAAAGUUAAGAUUAAUAUUAUUUGAUGUUAUUUUAGACACUUGUGUAGAUUUUUAAUAAUUUGCAUGAUGUCAUUAAUUGCAUUAUGAAUAGUUUGUAUUGAAGUUUCUGCCUUAGGUAAAUAUUGAAUCAGAGUGUUAUAUUACAGGUUUAUUUUUUUAUUAAAGUUUUCAUAUAUAAACAUUGCACAUUGGCUAUGCUUUCUUUAAAGUUUUCCCUGUCAAAAGGAUCAAUCUUAAUUAAGGUAAAGAGCAUUUUAUAAGAUAAUUCAAUUUCAGAAAUAAUGCAUAUUGAUUUAAAUACAUGCAAAAUCGAAUUACUUUUUGUUUAUUUUGUUCUCUUUCUUGAAACAGUAAACCUUUAAAUUGCGCUCAAAUAAUAAUUUUUUUUUUUUUAAUAUUUACUUAAAAAAAUUUCUUUUUAAAACAAUUAAUUCAGAUGCAUUUAUUCUCUUCUUUGGCUUAAGAAAUAAACAUCGGAAAAAUACCUGAUACAAUUUUGCUUUUACAAAAUGGAGGGAGUCCAUCAACUUUAUCAUAUUUCCUCAGGUAUUGUUCAUCUAUUCCUGUUUUAUAUAUUUUGUCUAUUAAUAUAGAUGCAUGUUUAUGUAGAACUAGUUUGAGACUAUCAACAAUUAAUGUGGAAAUCAGGAUAUUAUAAUAAAAUUGUUUUGGCCUUUAGAAUUUAAAUAUUUCAUAGCAUUUAAAGUGUAUGUAUAUAGUCUCUCAUCAUUCCCUAACAUAGUUAGAUGUAAAUUUACUAGUUUUAUUAAGUUAUUGUUAUUUAGAAAUGAUAUUUCAUAUCAGGUGCAUAUUUAUUGAAUCAGCUUCUUUUUGUAUUCAGCAGCUUAGAAAGGGGAUUGCUUUAUGUUCAUAGCCAUUUAACUAUUAUGGAAAAUUUAUUAUAAAAAAAUUUAUUGAUAGUAAUCAUUUUGAAUUUAUGUUAAAAGUCCUUGUUGUCUUUUUGAUAUAUCAGAUUUGAUUGUCUGAUUUAGGAAUAUUAUCUGAACUGCAUCAUCUUUAAAUAUUUUGUUGCAAAGUGUGAUUCAGUCUGUCAUAUUUAAAAAAAAAUUAGUUAGGAGAUUCAGACUUUGCCGAAAUGUUUGGGUAUAUUUAUCAAGUGCUGUGGCUGUGAUCAGAUAUUAAACAAACAUGAUGACCAUGAACAGAGAUGGGUCAUUAGAAUUUUUUUAAAUAAUUUAAGGGGUCGUAAAUGGAAACAUUUAAAAAAUUGCUGUUAUGAAUCUUAAAGAACUGUUAUAGUUGUAUAUGUUUAUUAUUUAGAUCAAAUAGUAUUAUUUAUCAUUUUGUACAUAAUAAGCAGGAAAUAGAAUUUUUUAUGAAGUUAUACAGCAGGGCAUGUAAUAAUAUAGUUUAUUAAUAUGUAAAUAUUUUUAAUACUGCCAUAAUUUAUCUUUUCAUCUUUGGUAAUUACACAUGGUUUGUUGUUGAAGCAUAAAAGAUUCAAAAAUAUUUUGUGGCUACAUUAUUUCUGUUCAUAGAAAAUAACAAUAUAUCGUAUGUGUUCUAAAACUUUGCAUUUGAGUAAAUUUCUUUUCAAUAUAUUAUUUUUGAAGAGUAUAAGUGCCAUGUCUCUUUUGUAAGAUUAAAUUAAACAUGUAAAUACACAGUUAAUGAAGAGAAUUCAUCAAUCUUGUUCAUGGUGCAUCAAAUUUCUAGUCUUUCAUUCUAAUAUUUAUCAGUCUUCAAUUACAUAAUGUAACAGUAUUAUUCUGAGUUGGGCACACAUUUUGUGCUUUUGAAAAUAAACGCCAUAUAGGCUUCUUUUCCCCCCUUCUUAACAUUAGUUUCUCUUAAUAUGUUUGAAGAAUUGAAAACAAAUCAGAUAUCUUGAAAAUGUUGUAUAUCUGGGAUCUGUUAUCAAUCAUAACAUAAUCACUCAAGCCUUGUAAAGUUGCAAUAAAUAGGAAUUUAACUUUUCCUAAUUCAUGUUUUGGAUUAAAUGGAUUUUUAAAAGAUCCAAAUUAAUAUGAUUGUGGAUAUAAAUAAAUUGUUUGGCUUUCUUUUCUUUUGAAAUUUAUUGACAAUGUUGUGUUUUUACCAUUUUCAUUUUUAUAAUUAGACAUCAGUUGGUCAAGAUGCCAAUUUUACAAGUAUUUUAGUUGUUGUACAAAUAUAGUGAUGAAUAAAUAGUUUGUUUUAUUUGUAGAUGUUGAUUUUAUAGUUUAUAUGAGAUUAGCCCAUUUAUGUUUAAAAGUAACAUGUAUUUAUUGAAGAGGCAUGUCUCUGAAUCAAUCAAAAUUAUCAUGUAGUAUACUGCCUGUUAAAAACUAAAUGCCAUGCAAUUGAAAUAGAAGAAUUUGUUUAAUCUUGCCACCACUUAAUGAAAAUAAAAUAGUUUGGAAUUUAUAUGGGUUUCCUUGUUUCAUUAACAAAAUUUCAAUAAAUAUAAUAAAUAUCCAUGUAAAAAUAGCUUCUGCUGCAGGAAACCCACUGUGAAACAAAGCUAGUACUGAUUCCUAAGAAACCAUUUAUUUUAUCAUAAUGUCAGUAAACAUAAAUGCUC